CAGAGCCCGAGACCGACCCGGCGGCUGGAGGCUGCGGCGCGAGGAGCCAUGAAGACCCCGGCGGACGCAGGGUUCGCCUUCCCGGAUUGGGCCUACAAGCCCGAAUCGAGUCCCGGCUCCCGUCAGAUCCAACUCUGGCAUUUCAUUCUGGAGCUGCUGCGUAAGGAGGAAUACCAUGACGUCAUCGCCUGGCAAGGGGAUUACGGCGAGUUUGUCAUCAAGGACCCCGACGAAGUGGCCCGGUUGUGGGGGGUGAGGAAAUGCAAGCCUCAGAUGAACUACGACAAGCUGAGCCGGGCCUUGAGGUAUUACUACAACAAGCGGAUCCUGCACAAGACCAAAGGCAAACGUUUCACCUACAAGUUCAACUUUAACAAAUUGGUGUUGGUCAACUACCCUUUCAUCGACAUGGGCAUGGCGGGUGGGGCCGUGCCCCAAAGUGCUCCCCCUGUGCCCUCCGGUGGGUCACACUUCCGCUUCCCCCCUUCCACUCCAUCCGAUGUCUUGUCACCGGCCGAGGAUCUGCGUUCGCCCGGGGUCUUCUCCGCCGUGGCUCGCCGCCUCGCUCGGGGCUCAGUCAGCGACUGCAGCGACGGCACCUCGGCCAAUUCAGAAGUGGAGGAGACGUUGGCCGAAGAGCAGCGACGUGGAGGAGAGGCGGGUGGAUUCCGUGGGCCCCCCUUGCCCAGCCAUCCACGUUUGACCCACGACGCCCUCUUUAGGAUCUAUCCCCGCCCGCGGGUUCCUGAGCCUCUCAGCCCCUUCCCUGUGUCCCCCAUGACUGGGCCUGCUGCUCUCCUGCCCCCCCAGCUGUCCCCUGCCCUCCCACUCACUCCCACUCACAUAAAUUACACUCCCUCACCCACCCUCAGCCCCAUGUACCCCAGCGGCUCCCACUUCUCCUUCAACCCUGAGGACAUGAAGCGCUACCUCCAAGCGCACACCCAGAGUGUGUACAACUACCAUCUCAGUCCCAGGGCCUUCCUCCACUACCCCAACAUUAUCAUCCCGCAGCCCCAGCGCCUGGAGAAGCCCCCUCUUCCCCCUCCGCCCUUGCAAGCCGAGGAGCCCCCCAGUCCUUUCAAAUUCAAGCUGCAGCCGCCACCGUUGGGACGCCGCAACCGUGACAAGCAACCUGCGCCAGCCGUGCCCCCGGGAGACUCCAGUGGUGGCCUUCUCGCCUCCUCCUCUUCCUCUUCUGCAGCUGCUCCGGAGACCCUCAUCCCCCAGAUCAAAGUGGAACCCAUCUCGGAGGGAGAGUCCGAGGAAGAUCUCACCGUGGAGGUCACGGAUAUCAGCGAGGAUGAUGAGGAGGUCUUUAAGGCCCCCUCGGCCCCCCUGGAGAAGAUAGAUAAUGGGGAGACUUCCGCUUUAGCGCCCCCCGUUUCUCGGGCCGGGGAGAGCGGCAAAUGCAUUCCCCUCAAAUUACGCUUCAAACGCCGCUGGAGCGAGGAUCAGCGGCUGGAAGCCAGCGGGACGGGCGACGAAACAGACGACAAGAAAGUGAAGGGCGAGGAGGACGCCGGUGGUCACGGGGACGCGGUGGGAGGCCGGCGGAUCAGCACGGAGCUGCAGCAGGCCACAGCCGAACUGACCCUGGAGAAUCGAGACUGCUAGACAGGACAUGCAGCUCUCCCUCCCUCCGGACAGAUGGACCGAUGACGGGGUGGGUGGGCUGAAUUUGCUGCCUUAACUCAGAGAUUAUUUUUCUCCUUUCCUUCCUUCCUUGCGUCCUUCCUUCCUUCCUUCCUUCCUUCCUUCCUUCCUUCCUUCCUUCCUUCCUUGGCCUGGAACUCUGUACAUGCUCUGCUCCUUCUUUGGAAGCCAGAAAAAAAAAAUGUAGGAGCGGGGAAGUUUUUACUUGUCUAUAUGCAUAUAUAAAUCUAAGUAUAUAUAUUAUAUAUAUAUGUAAAACCUCUUUGCAGGGGUGGGGGGAUUUCUAAAAAUUAAUAUGCCAGGUUCGUUUUUAAGGGUUCUCUUUUCUCUCCCCCUCCCCGGCCUCAUACACUAUAAGCCUCAGGACCUUUUUAAUUAAAGAUUAACCCCUCGUCCCCAAAUACGGUGUAGUUUGGGGGGAAAAGCAUUUUGGAGAGGGGCUUUGUAGGGGAGAAUAAGGGUAGUCUUAUAUGGAAGCCACCACCCUGCUCUUUUCCUCGUCCUCACACUCACAAACUUUGCAAUUAGCAAUCUUAAGCACAAUACACUUUUUAAUCCCCCCGUG
Messenger RNA from Thamnophis elegans (Western terrestrial garter snake), 2221 nucleotides. RefSeq names its product ETS2 repressor factor (gene ERF). Gene Ontology annotation, cellular component: nucleus. The coding region runs from base 49 to 1617 and encodes 522 amino acids. Lineage: Eukaryota; Metazoa; Chordata; Lepidosauria; Squamata; Natricidae. The record is from RefSeq and is a predicted model, not a curated record. Gene Ontology annotation, biological process: cell differentiation; regulation of transcription by RNA polymerase II. The transcript has 4 exons. Gene Ontology annotation, molecular function: sequence-specific DNA binding; DNA-binding transcription factor activity, RNA polymerase II-specific.